UUCAUAGUGUACAAAUGACAACGUCGGAGUCACUAUGGCAUGACGAAGAUGAUACACUCUCUGAUGAGUCGGAUUUUAUUGGAACUGCCCAAACGAGAGCCGUGCUGCAGCAGCGGAUUGGCAAAGGGCUGAAACGCCAUACCGAGACGGCUCUAUCUGAGGUAGUGUUGGAUGUUGUAGCGAAGCGGCGUAGACUGGAGACUCGUAAACAUGAGCGAGCAGUCUCGGGGAUAUUGUCGGCAUUUUCCGCGACCGGUAUUACAACGAACCACAACGUGACCGACUGCCUCAGAUUUCGACCACAGGUUAAGGCUACGCAAGCAAAGCUCCUAGAGGGCCCCACGGCCGUGAAAGUUAUAGCCGCCAUCAAUACUGUAGUCGAAGACCACUCGCGGGAUAACGAGCUCGAUUGCGACCCAUCAUGCUGGCAACACCGGACCGAGACCAUCAAUGCAUUCCUCAACCGGGGGCCUGUUGCUGAACCUUCCACUGCCGUUCUCGGUCCAUGGCUAUGGGUAAGCAACCCGAGUCCAAAUAGACAGAUAUCCUCGCAGGUCAACGUCACAGCGUUUGUAGAGCAAGGCGCUCGGAUUCUGAGCCGGAUCAAUAAUCCGAAAAUCGAUAGUCAAGCAGAGGAAGUUGAGGUGUAUCGAAAACCCACCAAACGCCAACUUACUUUACGUGCCCAACUCGAAGAUGAACUUAUCGAGCUUGCUGUCAAAACAGACACGCUUUGCGGCAAAUGGAUGUUGUUCCCUUCGCAGGAUGAUCUGCAGCAAACCUGGCAGCUCGUGUCAGAAGCUACGUCUCAGGGCAAGCUUGGCCCGAGGUCCAAGGUGGCAACUUACGACCAAAGCGAUCCCAGUGGAUCUCGAGUUAUUUGCGUAUACACAUAUGACUUCACCGACAAAGACGAUGUCUUCCGCGUGCUCAGCGAGCUUGCUAGCCUGAACGUCUCGCCGGGUUUAUCAGCAGGUCGCUCGUCAAUAUACUACAAGUGCGAUGCCUACACCUACCUCGAUAUCAAUUCAGGCAACCCGUACGGCAUCAGGGCGAGCUUGUUCGCAAGCAAUGGCGGAGGGAGUGGAGGUCCUGUCGAAAGGCUGCUGAGGAAGCGGAAACUUGCCUCCCAAGAAGCAGUUGGCGGACACCCUGACCGCACACGUUCCUUAUGGCUGUAUUAGUGAGCCCGCAACGCUUGCAAAUGGGACUUUACGCCGCAUUCUGGAACAAUACGGUACCUAUAGGCUGCGCCACAGUCAGUGCAUGAU
This is a messenger RNA of Baudoinia panamericana UAMH 10762, 1271 nucleotides long. RefSeq lists its product as uncharacterized. The transcript has 2 exons. The record is from RefSeq and is a predicted model, not a curated record. Lineage: Eukaryota; Fungi; Ascomycota; Dothideomycetes; Mycosphaerellales; Teratosphaeriaceae. Bases 15 to 1184 code for a protein of 389 amino acids.